Molecule: messenger RNA, 1610 nt
Organism: Leptinotarsa decemlineata (Colorado potato beetle)
Lineage: Eukaryota; Metazoa; Arthropoda; Insecta; Coleoptera; Chrysomelidae
Gene: Gclc
Product: glutamate--cysteine ligase
Biological process (GO): glutathione biosynthetic process
Cellular component (GO): glutamate-cysteine ligase complex
Molecular function (GO): glutamate-cysteine ligase activity
Source: RefSeq, a predicted model, not a curated record
AACCUGUGUGAAAGUUGGAAAUAUCUUAUAUUUGUAUACAUACUGAUAACUAAUUGAAUUGAUGGGAAGUACCUUAUCUGAUUUACCUACGUCAAGUUGUGUAAUUUUAGUAUUAUACAAUCCACUGUAUAUGUUAUAGUUAUUCAUUGAACUUUCUAUAGUGAAGUUCAUAUACAUUUCGAAUCGUUUAAACUACAAUGGGUCUUUUAACUGAGGGAAGUCCACUUUCCUGGGAAGAAACCAAGAAACUUGCACAACAUGUUAGAGAACAUGGUAUUAUACAGUUCAUAAAUUUAUUCAAAAGACUCAGGGAUAGAGAAGGCGAUGUACUGAAAUGGGGUGAUGAAGUUGAAUAUAUUAUAGUUAAAUUUUUCGAUGAUAAGAAACAGGCAAAAGUGAGUUUACGAGGUCAUCAACUGCUUUUGAAACUAAAUGAAAAAGAACUAGCUGAUCCCGACGGGGUCAAGUCACUCUGGAGGCCAGAAUAUGCAGCUUAUAUGAUUGAAGGAACGCCAGGGAAGCCCUACGGUGGGCUACUAGCACAUUUCAAUAUAGUUGAAGCAAAUAUGAGGCAUAGAAGAGAGGAAGUUAGUGAGUUGUUGAAGCCUGAUGAAAGAGUAAUGUCUAUUACAAGUUUUCCAAGAUUGGGCUGUGAGGAUUUCUCUGAUCCACCUGCAAAACCAACGCCAAAUGAAGGUGCUACUAGAUCGCUAUUUUUCCCUGACGAAGUAAUCUUUCCUGGUCAUCCAAGGUUCAAAAACUUGUCACGAAAUAUCAGAGAACGACGAGGAGAGAAGGUCGCCAUAAAUUUACCCAUAUUUAGGGAUAAAAACACCAAAAUUCCGGUAGAUGAUUCCUUCAAGCAUAGUAAAGCGGCUUUACCUGAUCAUGUUUACUUGGAUGCUAUGGGUUUUGGAAUGGGUUGUUGUUGUUUACAACUCACUUUUCAGGCUUGCAACAUUCAAGAAGCUAGAACCUUAUAUGAUCAACUCACACCUUUGUGUCCAGUUAUGCUAGCAUUCACUGCUGCCUCCCCAAUUCAUCGUGGAUUUCUAACAGAUGUUGAUUGCCGCUGGAACAUAAUUUCAGGCUCUGUAGAUUGUCGAACUGAAGAAGAAAGGGGUCUCAAACCGUUGAAAGAAAAUAAAUUUGUCAUAAAAAAAUCUCGUUAUGACUCUAUUGACUCCUACCUCUCACCGCAAGGCGAAAAAUACAACGAUAUACCUCUCUUGUACAAUGAAGAAGAUUAUAAGAAACUAGUGGAUAAUGGUAUCGACCAUUUAUUAGCUGGACAUAUUGCUCAUUUAUUCAUCCGAGAUACAGUUUCAUUAUUCUCAGAGAAGAUCCAUCAAAAUGACGAGGAAGAUACAGAUCACUUUGAGAAUAUCCAGUCGACCAACUGGCAAACUAUGAGAUUCAAACCACCACCCCCUAAUUCAACCAUAGGUUGGAGGGUGGAGUUCAGGCCUUGUGAGGUUCAAAUUACUGAUUUUGAAAACGCUGCUGUUGUUUGUUUUGUUGUACUCCUGACACGAGUGAUACUUUCAUAUCAACUCAAUUUCUUGAUACCCAUCAGUAAGGUAAGAUUUUGGUGAUAUUAGUUUCUUUAU